Messenger RNA from Lactuca saligna, 2513 nucleotides. Lineage: Eukaryota; Viridiplantae; Streptophyta; Magnoliopsida; Asterales; Asteraceae. The record is from the annotation of a GenBank genome assembly.
AAAAAAGAAAAAGUAUUUCCCGAUACCUAAGCUGCAUUCGGGCGUUGAAAAAUAGUCCGGACGAAGACUCAGAACUCGCACACUCGACUGGUGUCGCAUGCUCGAACGCUCUCAAGAACCUGUAUCUCUUCGACGGCCGAUCAAAUUCGCAAUGGCGAGAAAAUUGGGGUUAAUAGCUGUACUACUAGCAGUAACGUCGAUCUAUGAAGCUGUUGCGAUAUUUCAUCCGAUCUCUGAAUCUCACCGGUCCGCCGCAUUAGAGCUGUUCUCUCCUGCCGCUGGAUCGUUUUCGAGCUUAGAAGAAGCCUAUGAAGCAUUAAUCACAUUUGAGGUCCUUGGUUUAAAGAAACCUGAAAUAAAGGACCACACAUGUAAUUCUGUGGUGGAUACUCUGUCUUCACCAUCUUUAAACUCUAAGGAUUUGCACCAUGCAUUCCGAGUUAAUGGGCUAUUGAAAUGCAAGAUCAGUACGGGAGAUUUAACGGGCAUUGUCUCAAGGCUUAAAGAUGCCGCCAAAGAUGCAACAACCCUUCUAGAUUAUUAUCAUUCAAUAGGAGGUUUGGUACUUAUUAAGGAUCAGAAUCCUGAAGUUGAUGUAUUUCUUGGGAAUGCUGAUGGGAUUUUACGCUCCAUAAAGGCUCUCAGUCAAAGUGAUGGAAGGUGGCGCUAUAGUUCUAACAAUCCUGAAUCCAGUACUUAUGCUGCAGGGCUAGCACUUGAAACCCUUUCUGGAGUUAUUUCAUUAUCAGCUUCUCCAGUUGACGAAAAUCUGAUUGGUACACUGAACAAGGAUAUUGUGAAACUCUUUGACAGCAUUAAGAAAUAUGAUGAUGGAGCUUAUUACUUUGAUGACAAACUCAUUGAUGCAAGUGGACAUCAAGGUCCACUUUCUGCCACCUCAGCAGUUGUUCGGGGGCUGACUACCUUUGCAUCCGCUUCUGGAAGUUUAAACAUACCCGAGGAAAAGAUUUUGGGUUUGGCAAGAUUUCUCCUUGGUAUUGGAAUCCCUGGCACUAGCAAGGACUUGUAUUACCAAAUUGACGCUCUUUCUUGCUUAGAAAACAAUAGGGUAUCAGUUCCUUUAGUUUUGUCACUUCCAGCUACAGUGCUCUCAUUGACCAGUAAAGAUAAACUCAAGGUCAAAGUGAACACUGUGUUGGGAUCUGCUGGUCCUCCUUUAUCAGUAAAACUCAUGCAAGUUUUCAGCUCCGGUUCAAAAGACGCUUCUGUCCUUAAACAGGAACUAAAUUAUGAUCCAAAAGAAGGAAUCCACACCAUGGAUGCCUUGCCAGAAGGUGUUGAUGUUGGGGAGUACAUUUUUGCUUUUGAGAUUGUCCUUUCUGAUCCAGAACAUAAGAAAAUAUAUGCAACUGGAGGCCGAACAAAAGUGCCAAUCCAUGUCACAGGAGUUGUUACAGUUGAUAACGCCAAAAUUGCAUUGCUCGAGGGUGAUGUUCUCGAGUCUGAAAUAAAGCUUGAUCUACCUGGAAAGAAUGACGUGGCAGUAUCAGCAAACCACCUUCAAAAGCUUCACUUAUCCUUUCUGUUGAAAACCCCACUUGGGAAACCAUUCAAGCCUCAUCAGGUGUUAUUAAAACUGAGGCAUGAAACUGGGGUCGAGCAUAUCUUCGUAGUUGGCAACUCCGGGAAACGGUUUGAGAUGACACUGGAUUUCCUUGGUCUUGUUGACAAGUUUUACUAUCUAUCUGGUCAGUACAACAUUGAGCUGAGCGUGGGUGAUGCUGUCAUGGAGAAUUCUUUCUUACAAGCUCUCGGGUAUAUCGAAUUAGAUCUACCCAAGGCACCCGAAAAAUCAACACACCCACCACCUCAACCCACUGAUCCUUAUUUAAGAUAUGGUCCCAAAGCAGAGAUAAACCACAUCUUCCGGGUCCCAGAAAAACGUCCUCCCCAACAGCUUUCUUUCACUUUCUUGGCUCUGGUUUUCGUCCCAUUCCUCGCAUUCUUGAUUGGGUUGUUACGUCUGGGUGUGAACUUGAAGAACUUCCCUACAUCAGCCGUACCUGCCACAUUUGCAAUCCUCUUCCACGGUGGCAUUGCAGCUGUCCUCUUGCUCUAUGUGUUUUUCUGGUGGAAGUUGGAUCUUUUCACCACGUUGAAAGCUUUGGGAGUGCUAGGGAUCUUCUUGAUGUUUGUGGGACAUAGCACUCUUUCACACCUUGCUUCCACAUCAGCCAAAAUAAAAUCGGCUUGAAUAAAAAAAGAACAAGAUAGAGAUACCAUUACAUAGAACAUGGCAGCAGAUUUUGGACCAUGAUUAUAAUUAGAGUUAUCAGAAUUCAGUUUUGACUUUGUAGUUUGAUCUUGUAUUGUUAUCUAACCAUAUUUGGAUAUUUUUUUCCAGAGUCUCAGGUCUAAUGUUACAAUUUUAGGAUUUAUCAUGACACAAGUUUGGUUUUUAAAAACAUUGCAAACUAGCUUUAUACAAAUACAAAUUAUUCCAAAUAUGAAUACAAAAUAUAGGGUACGGUAAAAUAACACGUUGUCUUUAG